UUUGUAGACUUCAAAUGACAUUGAACCCACAUUGAAGUUGAUGAGAGAAAAAUAUGCAAAGUAUGGACUUACUUUGGGAGUGCAAGCCGUAAUUGUUGGUGCAGAGUUGGAUUACAUUAAGCAUUCCUAUAUAAUUAUUAAUGACAUAUGUUACGAGGUGGAGACUGCCUUAAAAGCAAUUGAUAUAGCGUUCAAAUCAACAUAUGCGUUAGAUACCAACUACCCAAGUGAAUGUGCCAGGGAAUGGCUAUUUUUGCAACGAUGUUGCAAAAUCUCUACACCAAGCGACAAAGAUAUUUGUAAUCUUACAGUACUAGGUUUAAUAGAAGAGUACCUAAAGAUUAAGGCUGACAGUUAAGUAAGUAAAGUUGAGUUAAAGCAUGUUAAGCUAUCCUUGCGUGAUGAAGUGAUUAAUUAA
Molecule: messenger RNA, 418 nt
Organism: Vollenhovia emeryi
Lineage: Eukaryota; Metazoa; Arthropoda; Insecta; Hymenoptera; Formicidae
Exons: 1
Coding region: 41-358 (105 amino acids)
Source: RefSeq, a predicted model, not a curated record